AUGUUUUACAACAGGUUGUUCUUUUCACAAAUAAACGAGGAAGAUAUGCUUAGGGAAAGCUGGCUGGGUGCUGUGGUGCUUCUUGUGAUAUUUUGUGGUGAGUAAUGUAACUGCAGUGAAAAGAAGUAAUACAUUUAAAAGCCAACCUACGUAUAGUAGAUCAUGAUUGCUCUUAGCAUCAUGUCCAUCCUACAAGAUAAGAUCAGUUCGGUCUUUUUUCGUUCCUUGUUAUCAGCGUCCCGUAUGCCAUGAAAAAGUUUAAUCGAAAUGACCAGUGAAACUGAUGCGAUAUUCAAUUUUUUUCUUUUCUUAGUUGUUGGAUUCGGCAACAAAGCACAAGGUACGUUUCCAAGUUUAAUUAAUUUGAAUUUUAAGUGAUGAAGAGGUUUGAAGCGGGAAGCUGUGCGUAUCUCAGCUGAAAUGUUUCUUAGAAAAACCACACAACCAGUAAAGAUUUGUGCAUGAUAUACGCUGUCGAUUAUUUAAAUUCUCGACUUAUUACUUUACUUCCUGUUCAGAAACUACAAUAAAUGUAUUACCGCACCGAGCAUUGCUGGCUCACAACAAAUACCGUGCAGUGCACCAUUCUCCUGCUCUGAACUGGUCAGAAGGCCUAGCUGCAGAGGCACGAGCUCUUGCACAAAACUUAGCGACACAGAGCUCGCUCUCUGCAAGAAAAGAUUCAGCUAUGGACUUAGGUCAAAACUUGGCAAAACUGGCAGGUAUAUGACAAAAAUUCAUACGAUGCUCCAAGGAAUGACAUGAUAAUCUUUGAUAGGCAUGCUGCUGCGGCUGCAUGCCAUGCAUGCACUCUCCGAUUUAAUAUCUCAGAGGCGUUUCUCAUUCAAGUGACAUCUUGGAUUUUAAACUCUUUUAUAUGCAAAUUUAUCUAACGUUCCUUUGUUAAUAAAACACACCGAUAUUCAGGGUGGCCUAUGUUUGUAAGAACAGGAAAACGUAACAUUGCACGUGGUAAGGUAGUUUUCAAAAAUAUUACUAAGAAUUAGGCCCCUGAAGCGUAAAGAAAAUCAUAACCAAUCAUUGAAAUGUUGUUUACCAUCUAUAUCAUGCUGCUGCAAAAAUAGUUCCUUCAAAAUCGUGUUAUGAAUGGCUGAGAAAAAUUGUGCUUUAUGUGAUUCAUUUAACUUCCCUCUCCCAUCAUAAAGGUUCCAUGGCAUGUGAGGAUGCCGGAGAAAUCGCAACAAACUUGUGGUACAGCCAGGCUAACAAUUACAGCUACUCUGAUCCAAGACUCAACGCAGACACUGACACUUUCACACAGGUUAAACAAUCAGCAUAUUUACAACGUUCUUUGAAUAAUUUUUGGUAGCAUGAUAAUUUGAAGAAGACUGUAUUUCGAAACAAAAGGAAACUUAAUCGCGAGGGUUUAUAAGAGAAAGUUAAAUUUUACGAGGAGCCAGAGUGAUCGCGUGAAAAACAAGCAAACUGCCAGAAGGGAGAGAAAACGCGAGUGACCAAGUCACCAUUGAUUUUAGUUUUUGAUGGAAUUGGUUGAAAAGAGUGAAAAUUCCGGAUCAAUCAAAGAGCGAAGUUGAGCAAAAGCAUUGCGGCUCGGGAUGAAGCAUGACACUCAGCUGAAAAUAGCUUUAAUAUUCAUUAAUCGUUGAUUGUGACAGUAGGGAAAUUUAAUACUUUUUAGCUUUCACGUUGUAAAGACUAUGUUUUGUGUAAUCUUGUUCAAGGAUGUUGUUAAUUUUGACUCACAGGUUGUGUGGAAAGGCACACAAGAACUUGGAAUUGGUUGCGCUAGAAGUUCCGCUGCACCUUCGGGACCUUUGUACGUAGUGGCUUUAUAUAAGCCAGCGGGAAAUAUCCCAAAGCUAUUACGCAAGAAUGUCUUUGAGCCGGGUCCUCGCGGAGAUGAUCCAGAUGUGUACUCAACAUUAUUUAGACGUCAAUUCGAAGGAAGUAAAAGCCUCAGAAAAGUCAAAAGCGUGGGGCGAAUUCAACGGAAAAGCCGUCAACUUCGAUUAAUAACUUGACAGGAAUAACCGAACGAGCUGCAAUGAAUGCAAUGCCACGGAGGACAUUAUCUAAAAUUUCUGAAUUUAGAAUAAGCCGGGAGCUAACCUCGGUUUUAUGACAGGAUCCUGUAGUUAUUCGAACUCUUUUCACAUAGUUGACGUGAGAGUUUUUAUCCCUCGAUACUUUAACUCCAAAUAAAUAAUGGACACGAAUAUAUUUUUCUCUCUUAAAGAUAAAAAAGUUAGCCUUCUUUUAAAUUGCUGUAUUACAACUCUAUUACUACAGCUUGCCUUUAUUUCUAUAACCAGAGGCAGUCGGUAAACUACAUUUUCUAUAUUUCCACUAAUUUUACGCUUCAAUCAAAAGAAGUAAACGUUUCUCAAAUAUCAUUAACUCUAAAAGUUAUGAAAAUAUCUACUAGAAGGUUAUUUGUUUUGACUAAGUGAAUAGACAGCAUCAAACAUUUCAGUGCCUUUGUUGCGGAUAUGCUGAAGAAACACCCUGAUAUAAGCAGUCAUUUAAACUUGUACCAUAUUUUUUAAAUCGUCUUUGGGACUGGUUUAAUCUAAGAACACAAGAGUGUUCCUAUAGCUUCACUUAACGUUGAAAACAAUGCACAGCAACCUCAGGCCGAACAUUAUUCAGGGGUUAUCAGACCUUAGAGAUCUAAAGUUAACUUAAACUGGCAAAUGUUCCCUUGACGUUAACAGGCGUGUCAAUAUUGAUAUUUACCAAUGGAUGAUUCAAUACGACACAUUUUGAUUAGUUGCCGUAAUACACAAAAGUAUUCACCAAAGUCAAUCAGAACAAAGGUAAAUAGCAGAAGGGACCAAUAAACUCAACAGGAAAUUGGCGCCUACAACGCGUGCGUCGGACUG
Molecule: messenger RNA, 2864 nt
Organism: Pocillopora meandrina
Lineage: Eukaryota; Metazoa; Cnidaria; Anthozoa; Scleractinia; Pocilloporidae
Source: the annotation of a GenBank genome assembly